Rhincodon typus (whale shark) is the source of this 2685-nucleotide messenger RNA. Its product is annotated as aryl hydrocarbon receptor-like. The transcript has 9 exons. Gene Ontology annotation, molecular function: transcription cis-regulatory region binding; nuclear receptor activity; protein dimerization activity. Gene Ontology annotation, cellular component: nucleus; aryl hydrocarbon receptor complex. The record is from RefSeq and is a predicted model, not a curated record. Bases 121 to 2685 code for a protein of 854 amino acids. Gene Ontology annotation, biological process: regulation of transcription by RNA polymerase II. NCBI's taxonomy places the organism in Eukaryota, Metazoa, Chordata, Chondrichthyes, Orectolobiformes, Rhincodontidae.
GUUGGAACCGUUUCUGCGCGAUUGCAGCCCCGGGAGGGUUAGGGGAUAGUGUCCGCCUUCGAGUUACAUUGAUGCGGCAGUGAGAGUGAGGGAGGCUCCGCGGGGCCGUUACACACCGACAUGUACCCGGGUAGGAAGCGGAGGAAACCGGCGCAGAGGACAGUGAAACCGGCAUUGGCCGAUGGAAUCAAAUCCAAUCCUUCCAAGAGGCACCGUGACAGGCUAAACUGUGAACUGGAUCGCCUGGCCAGUCUGCUACCUUUCACCGAAGAUGUGACCUCGAGCUUGGAUAAACUCUCCAUCCUCCGUCUCAGUGUCAGCUACAUGCGAUCCAAAACUUUCUUCCGGGUUGCCUUGAAGAACCACAGCUGUAACAAGAUUGCCGACGGAAGCGGUAACCACGGCAACAGGAAAGGGUUGGGAUUGGCGGACGGUGUCCUGCCAGAGGGAGAGCUUUUAUUGCAGGCUCUGAAUGGAUUUGUUCUGGUCGUCACAGCAGAUGGACUUAUUUUCUAUGUUUCCCAUACGAUUCAGGAUUAUCUGGGAUUUCACCAGGUCAGUUUCUUCUUUCUGGUGGAUGUUCUUAUUUUUUUCUACCAGGCUCUGAACUUUCAGGGGAAGCUGAAGUUCCUACAUGGACAGAAUAAGAAAGCAGAGGACGGUACUCCCAUCCCCUCUCAGCUGGCUCUGUUCGCCGUGGCAACCCCUCUCCAGUCUCCGUCCAUCUUGGAGAUUCGGACCAGGAAUAUGAUCUUCAGGACCAAGCACAAACUAGACUUCACACCACUUGCGUGCGACGCCAAGGGGAAGAUUGUUCUGGGAUACACGGAAGCUGAGCUCCGAGCUCGAGGAACUGGAUACCAGUUUAUUCAUGCAGCAGAUAUGCUUCACUGCGCAGAAAAUCAUGUCCGGAUGAUUAAAACCGGAGAGAGUGGCCUGACUGUCUUCCGACUGCUUACCAAAGACAACCGAUGGGCCUGGGUUCAAGCAAAUGCGAGGCUGGUGUACAAAAAUGGAAGACCGGAUUAUAUCAUCGCGACUCAGAGGCCCCUAGUGGAUGAAGAAGGAGGGCAGGAGCUCCGUAAACGCUCGCUGCACCUGCCAUUCACCUUCGCCACGGGAGAGGCGCUGCUCUACCAAGCGGCCUGCUCCGUCCCGGGAGUGCCUGACCCCUGGCGGGACGGAGGGAGGGGAGGCAGGGGCAGGAGGAACUCGACCAGCAAAGCCAAGAAGGGUCAGAGAAACGUGGACCCCAGCUCCCUUCUGGGCGCCAUGAUGCGUCAGGACGAAUCCGCGUACGUCUGCCACCCAGCGUCGGAGCCCAGGUAUCCCCAGGGCAGCCAGCCCGCUGGCACAGUCGGAGGUGACUGGCAGUGGCGUGCAAGUGACCCCGGUGAAGUGAGCCAGCAGGGGGUUGACGCCGGGCACCUCGACCCCCUGCUGGCCACGUUGGACUCCCUCGACCCGCCUGCCGAGGACAGUUGUCUGAACAGUGACUUAUUCAGUGCUCUGGAAAACCUGGGAUUCGGAGCAGACGACCUGCAGCUCCUCCUGUUCGACGAGAGGACGGUGACGGUGGAUACGGACCCGGGACGCGUCCCGACAUUGAACGACGUUUGGACAAACAGGGAGAUUUUGUCCUACGUCCACGACUCGAUCGUGACGAAGAGCGGCCAGGAGUGCCCCGGGGCCCAGCAACCCUUCCCGACUCCCGGUUUUUCCCAGACUGCGCUCACAGACCCUUUGACGUAUCCCUGCAAAGCCCCGGGCAAUGAGGCUCAGUAUCCCUGCCAGCGUUCCCAACGCUCUUUCCAUUCUGACCGUCAGACAUCACAGCAGCAAGGCCUGUUGCUGCAGGCCUACCAGAGUGACCAGGGCUUGGCUCAGUGUUUCCAAUCCAGCGAUGGGCAGCAACCUCAAGAGACUCAGGAGGAACCCACCCAUCAGCAGCUUAAGGUGCAUCUGCACGCACAGCGCCAGUUCAAACCAAAGACCCACCAGCCAUCACCUCUGGUCAACAGCAUGCUCUCUCGUAGCCCGGCAAACGCCCAGCUGUUGGAUUACAGUUGCCAGUUGGCAGUUGAUCAGCCGAUUGUGGACAAAUUGGAUCACCUCCUUGGUUAUGAUCAGAGCCUGACUUCCUAUCAGCAGCUGCUCCCCACGUGUCCGAGUGGGAUCACUCCGAGCACAGAUUCCCAUGUGACUGAGGCACCUUGUAUGGAGUUAACGAUGAAUGAAGGAACUGGCAACGAUGGCCAUUACCAUAGUUUCCUUGCCACAUUGUCUACACAUCACACCUUACCACAGAAGCAGCAAACUCAGGGGAUACCUCACUGCCAAUAUCAGCCCCUAAUUUCUUCCAGCAACCCAUUUGUGGACCUGUGUCCAGAGCAACAUUCGCUCACAGUGGAUCCUUAUGGAUAUUUCCCAGCAUUUGUACCUCAAGACAAUUCCCACAAGGUGGAGAGCAGCUGCAGUUUGGACACUGGAGACCUGGCAUUUGCUGGAGGUUAUGAACAUCCCAGUGGGAGCACAGUGCCCUCAGACAGGCUGCAAACCAUUGCGGGCAUUCAUCAAAACCCCUCUACAGCUGGCUAUUACCUUCAGGCACACCAAACUGGAAGGUCAGCUCAAGAUUUGCACCAGGAUGCAGAUUCGCAUAAAGAUGGAAGCUUUCCUGUUUAA